This is a messenger RNA of Telopea speciosissima, 2624 nucleotides long. RefSeq names its product phospholipase D alpha 1-like. NCBI's taxonomy places the organism in Eukaryota, Viridiplantae, Streptophyta, Magnoliopsida, Proteales, Proteaceae. The transcript has a single exon. Gene Ontology annotation, molecular function: calcium ion binding; D-type glycerophospholipase activity. The record is from RefSeq and is a predicted model, not a curated record. Gene Ontology annotation, cellular component: plasma membrane. Bases 192 to 2603 code for a protein of 803 amino acids. Gene Ontology annotation, biological process: phosphatidylcholine metabolic process; phospholipid catabolic process.
UUAAUAGAAACUGUUUUUAUCAGUUCUUUAAGCUCUUCCAUCAAAUUGCUCUGCUGGAAAACCUUUUCUGUAAAGAUAUCUUUGAAGAGAGAUAUCUCUUGCAGUUUUCUUCCCUUUCAUUCCAUUUGCAAGACUAAGGAUCUAUUCUUCAAUUCAACAUAGGUGGUCAUUGCAGUAGGAAUACUUCAGACAUGGCUCAAAUUUUGAUCCAUGGAACACUUCAUGUCACCAUUUUUGAGGUGGAUAAGCUGCACUUGGGAGGUGGCCCAAAUUUCAUUAUCAGGCUUGUGGAGAAGAUAGAAGAUAACAUUGGACUUGGCAAAGGGACUAGCAGACUAUAUGCAACAAUUGAUAUAGGAAAAGCUAGAGUUGGCCGGACACGUAUGCUGAAUCGCGAACAUGUCAAUCCUCGAUGGUAUGAAUCUUUUCACAUUUACUGUGCUCAUAUGGCUUCCCAUAUUAUCUUCACUGUUAAAGAUGAUAAUCCCAUUGGUGCAACACUAAUAGGAAGAGCUUAUGUACCUGUUAAGGACAUCAUUGGUGGGAAAGAAAUAGAUAGAUGGGUUGAGAUCAUAUAUGAAAAUCAUCAACCAAUUCAUGGGCAUUCAAAGAUCCAUGUAAAGCUUCAAUAUUUUCCUGCUAAAAAGGAACUCAAUUGGUCUAGGGGAAUAAAAAGUCCAAAGUUCCCUGGUGUCCCUUUCACAUUCUUCUCACAAAGACAAGGAUGCAGAGUUACUCUCUACCAAGAUGCACAUAUCCCAGACAACUUCAUUCCCAAAAUCCCUCUUUCAGGGGGCAAAUACUAUGAACCACAUAGAUGCUGGGAAGAUAUUUUUGAUGCAAUAACAAAUGCAAAACAUUUGAUUUAUAUUGCUGGGUGGUCUGUAUAUACUAAGAUUACCUUAGUAAGGGAUUUGAACCGGCCAAAGCCUGGAGGAGACAUUACUCUUGGGGAGCUGCUCAAGAGGAAGGCUAGUGAAGGUGUCAGGGUUCUUAUGCUUGUUUGGCAUGACAUUUCCUCCCUUAUGCAAACUCAUGAUAAAGAAACUGAAGCGUACUUUCGAGGCAGCGAUGUUCACUGUGUUUUAUGUGGCCGCGAACCUGAUGUUGGGGAUAGCUUUGUUCAGGCUGUUGAGAUAUCCACAAUGUUUACUCAUCACCAAAAGAUUCUGAUUGUAGAUUGUGAGAUGCCCAACAACAGAGCAUCAGCAGAACAGAGGAGAAUUGUGAGUUUUGUUGGUGGUAUUGAUCUUUGUGAUGGGAGAUAUGAUACACCAUCACAUUCCCUUUUCAGGACAUUGAACACAGUUCACCAUGAUGAUUUCCAUCAGCCCAACUUCAAUGGUUCUUCAAUCUAUAAAGGUGGUCCAAGAGAACCCUGGCAUGAUCUUCAUUGCAGGCUAGAAGGACCCAUAGCAUGGGAUGUUCUAUAUAAUUUUGAACAGAGAUGGUGGAAGCAAGGUGGGAGAAAUUUUCUUGUUCAGCUCAAUGAUCUUCAAGACAUUUUUAUACCCCCAUCUCCAGUUAUGUUCCCAGAGGACCACGAAACAUGGAAUGUUCAGCUAUUUCGGUCCAUCGAUGGAGGUGCUGCUUUUGGCUUUCCUGCAACACCAGAGGAUGCUGCAAGAGCAGGACUUGUUAGCGGAAAAGACAACACCAUCGACCGAAGUAUUCAGGAUGCCUAUAUAAAUGCCAUUAGAAGAGCAAAGCAUUUCAUCUACAUUGAAAAUCAAUAUUUCCUGGGAAGUUCAUUCUCUUGGAAGCCAGACCAUGACAUCAAGGUUGAAGAUAUCGGUGCCUUGCAUCUCAUUCCAAAAGAAAUCUCGCUAAAGAUUGUGAGUAAGAUUGAAGCAGGUGAAAGGUUUGUGGCUUAUAUUGUUGUUCCUAUGUGGCCAGAAGGUAUUCCAGAGAGUGAGAGUGUCCAGCCACUUUUAGAUUGGCAGAGGAGGACAAUGGAGAUGAUGUACACUGAUAUCACUCAAGCCCUCCAUGCUAAGGGGCUUGAGGCAGACCCAAGGGAGUACUUAACUUUCUUUUGCCUUGGCAAUAGGGAGAUGAAGAGGAAUGGUGAUUAUAUACCUCCACAGAAACCAGAGAAUGGUACAGAUUAUAGUAGAGCACAGCAGUCACGCCGCUUCAUGAUCUAUGUUCAUGCAAAGAUGAUGAUAGUUGAUGAUGAAUACAUAAUAAUUGGAUCUGCAAACCUAAAUCAGAGAUCAAUGGAUGGUGGCAGAGACUCAGAGAUCGCCAUGGGAGCUUAUCAACCUUACCAACUAGCAACCAAGCAACCUGCAAGAGGUCAGAUCCAUGGCUUCCGGAUGGCAUUGUGGUAUGAACAUCUUGGCAAGCUUGACAAUGGGUUUCUCCAUCCAGAGAGUUUGGAAUGUGCACAGAAGGUGAACAGGAUCGCCGACAAGUACUGGGAUCUUUACUCGUCUGAUGAUCUAGACCAUGACUUGCCAGGCCACCUGCUUAGGUACCCAAUUCAAGUUACUCGAAAUGGAGGAGUCACAACACUUCCAGGUUUUGAUUGUUUCCCUGACACCAAGGCCCGCAUUCUUGGUACCAAAUCUGCAAUAGUUCCCCCAUUCCUCACUACAUAAUAGGAUUGUUCAAAUGUAUAG